AAUUCGUGCACCGAGCGCCCUCUCAUGGCCGUAACACUGGAGCCAACGAAUAGUAUCUGUUUACCGUUGCUUGGCGAUAACACUCAGAAUGGACCGGGGGCUUAUCCCACCAUACAACGCUCUUACUGAUGAAAACCUAGUGCAUUUCUUCUGUCAAGAGAAAAUCCGUCAACAUCUCUGGAAAUCAGGCCUGGUGACCCAUGAUGGAAUAAUCGUAUCAGAGAAAGACUAUCGUCUGAAUAUGGCCAAACUGGACCACAUCGACCAUGUGAAACGCAAUCUUUCUUCAAAGGAAGGCUACGACACCUCCCAGUAUUGCAUCUUACAGAAUAAAGGUAAUAUGAAGAGAAUUAUGUCAAGCAUAAGCUUGGGGAGCAACACUAGCAGAGAAAAGAGUGAGGUGAAUACCAGAAGGAGUGAGAAAGUGAAACAAGCACUCUGUGAGUUGGAAAAAAAGGACAUUGAACAGCUAACCGGUAUUCGUCUCAAACCUGGUCUCUCUUCCUUUGGUCUACUUCUUAUGGUUUCACCUCCUCAAAGUCCUUCUUCUAGCAGAUAUCAUGCAUCACGUGGACAGAAGGAAUGGCAGUCCAAAACACCAGUCAGAAGUUUACAGAGUCCUGAUGUUUCGUGGAUCAGACCGGCCCAGAAUUCAAAGAAGGUCCCAAAACCGUUGAGAUCCAGCAACAGACAGAAUGCGGUUGUGACCUUAAUCUAUCUUGGAAAGCAAGUAUCACUGCCGUGCGAACAGAGAAAUCCCAGAGAUGAUGUAACUGUGUAUCAACAACACUGUGGCGGGCAGAACCUGUGUGUCUACAAGGGACAAUUGCUUAAAGGAGGCAAAUUCCAGUUUCUGUCUCAUCGUAAUCCUGGAUUUGGCUUCAGUUUGAACUUUUCCUUAAACGGGGUGCCAGUGGAGAGGCUCAGUACGUGCUGUGAAUACAGACACCAACCGGGAUGUCGGCUCGGCAGCAAGAACGGAUACUUUGGGUUCGUCGAUGUGAAGGGGUCUGCACCUUGUGAGAGAUGCCAAAUAGCAGCUAUGUGCCGUAAGGAGAGCGACACCAUUUCUAAUCCUGGGAAGGAAAAUAAGGAGGACGGUCCCGUGUAAGAAAUGUGUGGGCACGACGUGAGUGAAACGUGAAGAGAAAAAGAAGACCCGUAUAUAGAAGUGCAACGUUUACAUUUAUUACCGGAUGUGACGUUUUGUCUAAUAUAGGUAAACAUUACCAAAAAAAAAAUGUACAGUAGAUCGGUUUAUGACUAGAAGGCUGCAGAUUUCGAAGUAGCCUUUAAUCCGGUAAAUACUUCUCCUGGUCAUUAAUAGAUGUACAGCCUACAUAUGGCAUGUCAAGAGCAAAUCUGUCAACACGUCUGCAGUGAUAUUCCAGUACAUACACGACACAGAAUUUAUACAAGUAUACAAAAUUUAUAUACAGAAAUGUAUUUAAAUUAUAGGUUGUGCUAAACAAGUUGUUAAAUGACCCGAGUGCCACUCUGGCGCUAAUCGCCAGUGUCGCUCGGACAACCGUAUGGAUGCGUCACGUAUAAGACUGUCAUUGCUGUGUCAAAAAUAUGGCCCAAGAAAAAGGGGGGACCGUAUAGAAAAAGUGUUGUGUGACCAAACUGUAUGCAGAGAUCCGCAGCAUCCAGUUGUGUCUAUGAAUUUUAGACUUCAAGCAGUCAUUGCAUGCACGGGAUAUGUGACAAAAUACCGCACUAAACCCGACCGCUUAAACAGACCUGCCUUUGCUCUGGGCCAAACAUUACGGUUCCCUAAAAUGGGGCAAUCAUGUUGGAAAAAUUAUUUUGUGACCGAAAUGUGUACAAAUCCCUUUAAAUGAAAGUCUGCAACUUGCACUUUAAUCACAUCUGAAUGGUUUCUUUUGUAUUUUGUAAACGUUGGAGGUGAGAGGGGGAAAACCCAGGAAAAAAAAUGGGUCUUUGUCCGUAACAUUAUGGAGGGCACUGUACGUACCACUUGCGACGACUGUCCAGGAUUUUACAUCACCUGUAGCUCGCAGACCGUUUGAACGAUUGACCUAAAAUUUGGUACACAUAUACUACGUGACGUCUGCUAUCCGCUUUCGGGGUGAU
Erpetoichthys calabaricus (reedfish) is the source of this 2097-nucleotide messenger RNA. Its product is annotated as glutamate-rich protein 3-like. Bases 89 to 1111 code for a protein of 340 amino acids. The transcript is spliced from 8 exons. The record is from RefSeq and is a predicted model, not a curated record. NCBI's taxonomy places the organism in Eukaryota, Metazoa, Chordata, Cladistia, Polypteriformes, Polypteridae.